CCGGCUGCUGUCAGUUGGCCAAUGACGUUACCCGCGGGUGGGGCGGGGCUUAGCUUUGAAUUGGCGCGGGGUACGGAGCGGUGGAGGGGACAGUCGGAGAGCGCAGAGCCGCGCGAUGGGGACUGUGGAACCCGCGGCUGGGGAGAGGGGUCCCGCGCGGGUGAAGCGCAUCGCGGUGCCCCGGCCGCCCUCCAUAGAGGACUUCACCAUCGUGAAGCCCAUCAGCCGCGGCGCCUUCGGGAAGGUCUACCUGGGCCGCAAGGGGGGGAAGCUCUACGCUGUCAAGGUGGUCAAAAAAGCGGACUUGAUAAAUAAAAACAUGGUUCACCAGGUCCAGGCAGAGAGAGAUGCAUUGGCUCUCAGCAAAAGUCCUUUCAUUGUACACUUAUACUACUCACUUCAGUCAGCUAACAAUGUCUACUUGAUGAUGGAAUAUCUUAUUGGUGGAGAUGUCAAAUCUCUUCUCCACAUAUAUGGCUAUUUUGAUGAAGAAAUGGCAGUGAAGUAUAUUUCUGAAGCAGCACUGGCUCUUGAUUACCUUCACAGGCAUGGGAUAAUCCACAGGGACCUGAAGCCAGACAACAUGCUAAUUUCUAAUGAGGGCCAUGUUAAAUUGACAGACUUCGGGCUCUCCAGAGUUACUCUGAACAGAGAGAUAAAUAUGAUGGAUAUCCUUACUACACCAUCAAUGGCUAAGCCUAAACAAGAUUAUUCACGCACUCCAGGACAAGUUUUGUCUCUCAUCAGCUCUCUGGGUUUUUACACUCCAAUUGGUGGGAAAAUGCAAGGACCUAGUUCAAGUCCCAUGUCGUCUGAUGCUUUACAACUUUCUCGAGAAUUGGUUUCUCCCAUGUCUGUUGGUCAAAAGGAUUACACUCCUGUUUCGAAUAAACUAUUGAAAUCAUGUCUUGAUGUUGCUGCCUUAAAUCCCGGGAUGCCAGUGAAGAGUUUAACUCCAACUCUCCUUCAAUCUAGGAAGAGAUUUGGUACCUCCAGUGCCAGUAGCCACUCACGUACACACAUGUCCAGUAUGGAAUCAGAAUGCUGUAGCAGCCCCAGGUGGGAGAAAGAUGUACAGGAAACUGACAAUAUAUCGUGUUCUGGAACAGGCAAGGCAAAGGAAAAGCUUUCUAAUACGCAAUUACUGAAUGCAAAAGACAGUACAGCCUUAAAAAAGAAGGAACUUGAGUUUGCCAUCUCUCCCAUUGGUAGCAAUGACUCUGGCUGCAGGCAUGAUGCAAAAAUUGAGCAUUUUGAUGUAGGGGACACUCCUGUGACUGCAUCAGAUGUGAAAGAUCUAGUCAGAAAAUGUCUUUCUGAAAAUAAGGCUUGGGAAGAAAAACUUGUGGAAAGAACUGGUGUGGCUAAUGAGACAGGAAAGUCUUCCAAUUGCCAGCAGCCAUGCUCAUCGUUGGUUGAUCCUGCCAAAUGCAUCAAAGAGGAGGACAUUCUUGAAAAGCCAGGUGUAAAAAGAAGCUUUGAACUAGUUGACACCAGUCCUUUUCAAGAACUUAACUAUGUUAAAAAAAGCAAUGCAGAAUAUAAACGUGGCUGUCAAAUUUCAGGAUUUCAGGCAAACCAAAGCACAGGUUUAACAACGGAAAUCCAGUGUUUGAUGCUUUCUGGUGAUAGAGGUCUACAGGAGACCCAUAAAAAUGAAGAAAAAGCUAAGGAUUCCAUCUAUAGACUGCAAACAUCAGAAAAGUCAGCCACUCCAAUAAUAGCUAAGAAUCUUAUGCAUGAGCUAAAUGCAGAUUGUGAAAAAGACAGUAAAAAGGAGUAUAUUAACUCUAGUUUCUUAUGCAUUGAUGAUGAAAAACCUCUUGGAAUCUUGAGUGCAGAUUCUGAUUUAUCCUUCCCUGAGAUUUCUGUUACAGAGAGCCAUUUAGAAAAGCAGCUUUCAGACCUGGAUAAGAGUAUUAAAGAACUUUCCUUUGAGGAGUCAAAAACUGAGGACAUGUCAGUAAUGUUGUCCUGUUGUCAAGAUGCCUCACCAAGAGGUGAGGAAGAGAAUAUUGUCCAGGACAGCAAGCCUUUGUGCCAUGAACAGGAUAACAUCCUGAAAUGUUUGGUUGAAACUCAUACUGAUGUAAUCUCUUCUCCCUCAGAGGAGAUGAUGAAAACAUUGAACCUCCUUAAAAAAAAUGUUGUAGCUUUUCGAAGUUAUAACAGUCCAAUUAAUGUGUCCAAUGCAUCAGAGCCAUCAAGAAUUAGCAUGGCUUCUUUAGAUGUAAUGGAUCUCUCUCCUGCUUGUAGUGGCUCUUACCCCAUGGCUAUUACCCCAGCACAAAAGGGAAGAUCUUAUAGGGUUUAUCAGCCGUGCUAUCUGGACUUCAGAGAAAUCGCCAUUAUCUUAAGUAGCCCAUGGGAAGAAGGAAAGACACCUAAUCAGGGAAAUGCUGACACACCAUAUAGGACUCCAAAGAGUGUAAGAAGAGGGGCUGCCCCAGUGGAAGGUGAACGCAUUUUAGGAACCCCAGACUACCUGGCACCUGAGUUGCUAUUAGCAAAGCCUCAUGGGAUUCUGAUGUCUGGUCCUGCAGUAGAUUGGUGGGCUCUCGGAGUUUGCUUGUUUGAGUUUUUAACUGGAAUUCCACCCUUUAAUGAUGAAACACCACAACAAGUCUUCCAGAAUAUUUUGAAAAGAGAUAUUCCUUGGCCUGAGGGUGAAGAAACGUUGUCCAGUAAUGCCCAAAAUGCAAUAGAUAUUCUUUUAACCAUUGACACUACAAAGAGAGCUGGACUGAAGGAGCUGAAACAUCAUCUCCUCUUUCAUGGUGUAGACUGGGAUAAUCUUCAGAAUCAAACUAUGCCUUUCGUACCUCAGCCGGUUGAUGAAACAGAUACCUCCUACUUUGAAGCUAGAAAUAAUGCUCAGCAUCUGACUGUGUCUGGAUUUAGCUUAUAGAAUUGAGAAAAUGGAUCUUUGUCCAUGGUUUUGCACAUUUGUAAACUACCGUUUAACACUAGUUUGGUCUUGGUUUUCUUACCAAACACAGUUUUUAAAACAGUUGAUCAGUCUGCUUUUAAUUUGUAUAUCCUUUGUCUAAAACAAAACCACUAUACAAAAUGUUCAUUAAUUCCAAAUGGCUUCUUGUUUUUCAUUUAGCCUACUUUCUGCACCUUAUUGAGAGCCUGAGUAUGUAUUUGUAAAGUUAGUAAUGUCACUUUCACACUUGGCAAAAUAUUUCUCUUGCUGCUGUGGAGUACUUCCAAUUUGUUGGGGCUAUUUUGCAAUUAAACACAACUGAGUGGGGGCAUAAAAUGCAUUAUUUAUCUGUCUGGGGUUCAAUAUGUUCAUAGUCACAUUUGGGAUAGGAACUUUCAGACCAAUUUGGAGCUGCAUCCAUAGGGAAAAUGGAAGUUUUUACACUGCUGUGAAACCUAAAAAACAUCUUAUCCCUCUGAAUUACUCCUUAGUGGGAAGAGAAAAGAGAUGUUUUUGGCAUUCCUAGAUCACAUACACUGCCUGCUCGGCUGCUGGUUGUAAAACUUAACUGUAUUUUUGCUGCUAACAUUUUUCCCCUGGCAAAUGCACAGAGUUAAGGAAGCUUAUAGCAAGUUAAAAAAAAACAGACUUUUUGUUUAAAUUGUCAUACUGAAAGGACUUUGAAUGUGUUAUGGGAUGAUAGACUGAACAGUAUUUAUUUUAAAUUUACAAGAUCUCUGUGUGUGUGUAUGUGA
This is a messenger RNA of Gopherus flavomarginatus (Mexican gopher tortoise), 3684 nucleotides long. It is a transcript of the gene MASTL, whose product is annotated as microtubule associated serine/threonine kinase like. Gene Ontology annotation, biological process: peptidyl-serine phosphorylation; intracellular signal transduction. The record is from RefSeq and is a predicted model, not a curated record. The transcript has 14 exons. Gene Ontology annotation, cellular component: nucleus. The coding region runs from base 116 to 2908 and encodes 930 amino acids. NCBI's taxonomy places the organism in Eukaryota, Metazoa, Chordata, Testudines, Testudinidae. Gene Ontology annotation, molecular function: protein serine/threonine kinase activity; ATP binding.